Messenger RNA from Ectocarpus sp. CCAP 1310/34, 1568 nucleotides. The record is from the annotation of a GenBank genome assembly. NCBI's taxonomy places the organism in Eukaryota, Phaeophyceae, Ectocarpales, Ectocarpaceae.
GUGCGCGUGGCCGGCCUGUUCGGACUGAUGGUGUCGGAGCCAAAGACGGAGAUCAUGUGCAUGCUGCCGAAAGGGCUGGGGGAACGCCCGUUCGCGGUCAGCGCCGCUGGCCAGACGUACAAGCAGACAGAUCGGUUUGUGUACCUCGGACGUACCAUCUCCGCGGACGGGAAGGCCGACCGGGAGAUCACGAGCCGCAGCUGCCGAGCGUGGAAGUGCUACCGCCGGAACAGUGCUUCGAUGUACGACAGGCGACGGGCCGACCGCCAGCUCAAGAUCCGGCUUCUCCAGGCUGAAGUGGUGGAGACUCUCCUGUAUGGGUGCGCCUCGUGGAGCCUAACAGCGGAGCACUACACGAAGCUCAAUGGGACCCACCGCCAGUUCCUCACACGGUGCAUCGGCUGGAGCAAGCGGAAACGCUCAGACCGCCCCCUGUCCUAUGCCCAGGCCCUCAUCCAGGCAGGCUGCGAGGAAACCAUCGAGGCCACCGUGCGCAAACGGAGGCUGUGUUUUGCGGGCUUCGUUAUGCGCAUGGAGGACAACCGCCUCCCCAAGCGCAUGCUGCUGGGAGCGAUGGCGGGGGGUACCGGAUACCGGGGCGGGCAGGAGAGCGACUGGGUGUAUCGCCUAGGAGAGGACCUCGUGGCGUUUGGCAUGAAAGAGGAGAAGGAGGGGGGGAGAUGGAAAGAGAGCGCCAAGGACCAGGAGGCGUGGUACGACAAGAUCGAGGACGGGGCGGCAUGGUUCAUGAGGAAAUGGCACAGACAGGAGGCGGAAGCAUCCGCGAAGCGCCAGCGCCAGCGCGCGGAGGAAGCAGAGACGGAGAGCACGGCCGCCCCGGGCCCGAAGAGAAAGAGAAUCGGGGAAGCGGCGGGGGGGGGGAAGAAACGGCGACCGGACACUGCUGUAGAAGCGAGUAGGGCGGCCAAGGCCGCGCUUGCGGCGAACGACGUACCCAACUGAUGAUGUUGUCGCACCCUGUGUUCCCUUUUCCCUGCCGUAAGCUGUAUGCUCUUAGUAUUGCCUCCGGCCUCUCUUUGUGCUUUUCUUCUUUCUUUCUUUCUUGUUCUCCAUGCCCUCUCUACGAUGAUCUUGGACGAUACCUCGAGCUCCUUGUUAUUUUUGUUUUUUCCUUUGCUGGCUGCCUGCCACCUCUGCUGCCUCUUUGGUGCGGUGCCUACCCUACACUAAUGCGCUGGUGCAUACUGCACUGCUGUAGUACCUGGUACUGGUGUACGUUGUCCUUCGAUUUUUUAUUUUUUUUGUGGGAAUAUAUAUGUGUUUGUUUUUCGCCCCCCGUCUUGCUGCACCCCCUGGGGUGUGGUGCAGGGCGGGGGAUGCCUGGUCGGCGGGAACCCGGCACGGAACCCUCCGGCGUUGUAGGCGGGUGUGGGAAGCGUUCCCCGUUCUCCUUUUAUUUUAUUUUGAUCGGUCUCCUCGACGCUCUUUCUCGUUUGAUGCGGUAGCUGGUCUUUCUUUCUAUCAUUUUGUUUCUCUUCAGAGUGUUUUUUGUACCCUAUUUUUUUCUGUUUCUUCGUGGGGUCAUGUAUGCCGGGUUUUGAGACCAC